Molecule: messenger RNA, 2103 nt
Organism: Nothoprocta perdicaria
Lineage: Eukaryota; Metazoa; Chordata; Aves; Tinamiformes; Tinamidae
Gene: TMEM26
Product: transmembrane protein 26
Exons: 6
Coding region: 2-1093 (363 amino acids)
Source: RefSeq, a predicted model, not a curated record
CAUGGAGCUGCUGGUCCUGUGCAACGCGCUCGUGACGCGCCUGCUCUUCGUUCUGCACUCGCUCAUCGGCGUCUGGAGGGUGACCGAAGUGAAGAAAGAGCCCAAGUACUGGCUGCUGGCACUGCUCAAUCUGCUCCUGUGUCUGGAGACAGGGCUUACCCUCAAAUUUAAACAAGGCAGAGGCUACAAAUGGUUUUCCCCAGCAAUAUUUUUAUAUCUGAUUUGCACAGUACCAUCAUUAUGGCUGCUAGAAAUUCAUCAUGGGACUCAGUACUGCAGCAACGAGCCUGGAGCAGUUCAGGUGAACGUCAGCAACCAAGACUUCAAUCAAACUAGAGACAGCAGUCACAGAAGURAAGGAACAGACCACCACAUCAUUCAGACGGCUAAAGUCUUUGUCAAUCAGCUCUCCACAAUCUGUGAGACUGUGUGGACACUAGCCCUCCACCAGACCUUCCUACUGCUAUUAGUAAUUGGGAGAUGGCUUCUCCCUAUUGGGAUGGAGAUCACUCGGGAUCAACUGUCUCAGCUACUUCUCAUGUUUGUGGGAACGGCAGCAGAUAUACUUGAAUUUGCUAGUGAAACCUUGGACAUCGAAGACGUACGGAAGAAUUAUGCUCUCAUAAAUGCCAUUCUUGCUGUAUGGACCUGGAGUAUGUUACAGUUUCCACUUGAUCUUGCAGUACAGCACAUUGGCUGCAAACCAGCCACGAUGACCAGGCGAAUCCCCAGCCUGCUGCUGUGCAGGUACAGCGCAGAACUGUGGAACAUCGGGGUCAGUCUCUUCAUUCAGGACGGGCCCUUCUUCAUCGUGCGCUCAAUCCUGAUGGGCCACUUCAGGAUAUUCAAUCAGAUGCUGGUGUUUUUUACAGCUAAGAAUAUCUUAGUUGUGACCCUACAGCUGUAUCGCUUAGCGGUGAUAACCUUAGACUUUCGGGCUACCUUGCUGCAGAAGAGCAGGAAAGAAGUCAACUGCUGCCCCUGCGAGCCUUAUGAAGCUUGUAGUCAGGCUACUGCCAGCCAGGAUACCGAAAUGAAGAAGUGUGUUGCUUUUCCUGCAAAAGAGGAGUCCGAAGCACCAUCAGAUCAGUGAGCACAGCUACCGACUCAGAAGAGGUYGAUGCCCCUGUGCUGCCUUUGAAAUGGCUUUGAAAAGGAUUUCUGAGAUCAAAUAGAUCUUGUGCAUCUUUUUCCUCUCUUCCAGCAAAAGAUCAAUAAUUUCUUCUAAAGUAUAGGGAGGAUUCCUGAAGCAAAGCCAUAGAAGUGGGAUAUUUUUUGUCCUAUUGGAUUUUGGUGGGUUUUGACUAGAUCUCUUUUAUAUUAAUCACAGACAUUUUGUAGUCAUAGUUUGUAGUAGCAAGAAAGACUUUGCAUGUAACGAAGUUGGAUAUUAUCUUUGGAGGUACAGUGCUAACACAUGUAUUCACAUGUAUUCAUAUAGAAGGACAAGACUAUCCUGUGAUAUAACGAGAGGGUAGUUUAUGGCAUGUUUUCCAGGCACAGGAACAACCUCAGCAGUGCAGACGCGUGAGCGAGUGUGGACGGAAGAUUUCUGCUGUUACUAUGACACCUAAACAUUGUUCACUCAAGAAAUGUGCAAAGGGUUUCUUUGAAUGUUACCUCAUCCUUGGCUGGAUUCAGCUAAAGAACUGUGUAACACCACACACAAAACCUUCUCUCAGGACACAGGUGGUCUGAAUAAUUUAAGUCUUUCCGUGGARGCAGCGGGGAACAAAGACAGCCCCAAAGAGCUUUAGAAGACAACUGCAUGUGCCACAUGUGUAACAGGUUCUAGAGGUACUUGCCUUCCUAUUUCUACUGGUCAGAAAGCAGGUGUGAAAACCUUUUGCUCCAGCUUCACAGUAAAUGUAAAGUGACCUAAGACAGUUCUGUUAAAGUUUCCCAAAAUAACAAUAUUAAUAAAAAGAACUAAACUCCUAACUAUCCGAAGACAGAAUCAGCUCUGGGGCACACACAAGAGUGCUCCUACCUCUGCUGCAGUCCUGCACUCAUUUAUGAACAGACAGAUAAGUAAUGACAUAUUUACUGGGGAGGAGACAACUGCACCUAUUUAAAAGUUCCAACCCACAGAUAUGUGAACCU